Molecule: messenger RNA, 831 nt
Organism: Schistosoma intercalatum
Lineage: Eukaryota; Metazoa; Platyhelminthes; Trematoda; Strigeidida; Schistosomatidae
Source: the annotation of a GenBank genome assembly
AUGAUCCUUGGAGAACAGUCGUCACCAAUGUUUGCUAAUUAUUGUAUAUUUUUCUAUUGCUUAGAAAUGACUGAUUCCGGAAUUCUAAGCUUCAAGACGCCUGAGGAAAUGCAUGAAUACAUGAAAAAUCUCGGAUUGGGUUUUGAAUAUAGUUGUAUACGUGAAAACAAUCCCGUCAGUUGUCAUUCAUGGGCACUAUGGUCCAGUAAUUAUAAAAGGCUAGUUGCCAACGGUGCAGACAUUCUCAAAGAAAACUGUUUCAAGCGUAAUUAUGGAGACAGUUGCUAUCAAUACGGGUCAUUAAAAGUCGUUGGCGAUAAAGGCGUAUUGAGAGAUUCGUUUGAGGCUUUCCGUGCAUUCGAACAUGGUUGUAAGGCAGGGAAACAAGGGAAAUGUUGCCAAGCUGCUGGACGUCUAGUUGCUGAUGGUAUAGCUAGCCAUGCACCAAAUUUAUCUGUUGCAAUGUCACUAUUCGAAUUAGGUUGCCAAAAUAGAGUGCCAGAGAGUUGUUUUCAUCUUGGUGGUGCAGCAAUGGUAUUAGCUAAAGAAAAUGACAAAUCAACUAAUUCAGAAAAAUCUCCUAAUCCUACUGGUAGUAACGAUAGUAGUCGUCUACGUGUUGAAGCAUUCAAAGCAUGGAUGGAAGGUUGUAAAUUGGGUCAUGAAUUCUGUUGUCGUAAUAUUGCAAAAAUGUAUUCCAAUGGUGAUGGUGUUGAAAUGGAUGAAUUGAAAGCAAAAGAUUUCCUAUUAAAAGCUGAUCAAUUGGCGACACAUAGCAACGUGACACAUACUUCUACUACUAAUACUGCUGUGAAUAAAACCAGUACAUGA